Molecule: messenger RNA, 1185 nt
Organism: Aspergillus steynii IBT 23096
Lineage: Eukaryota; Fungi; Ascomycota; Eurotiomycetes; Eurotiales; Aspergillaceae
Product: F-box protein
Exons: 7
Coding region: 87-977 (296 amino acids)
Molecular function (GO): protein binding
Source: RefSeq, a predicted model, not a curated record
GCGACGAGGCCCCCAUUCGCAGCUACGACCCGCGCAUCGUCGGCUCCCAAAAGAUCGAUUGGCUCUACAAGGCCCACUGUCUGGCCAUGAACGAGGAUUCAAAGGGGGUGGGAAAAGCGUUUAUCUCGGGAUCCGGGUACUAUGCCGAUAUGGGAGAAUUGGUGGUCAAGGCUGGGCCUGAUUCCCCUCGACCCUUUCAUCGGGACGUUUACGCAUGCUAUACCCACGGAACAGAAGAGGCCUCCGGCCCCGUCCUUCCAUUCCACUCGUGCUGCUUCGAAAUUCUCACGCGAACCCUCACCGGAUCGGCCAACACUGAAAACCUCAACUUGGAUGUCCUCUAUCAUAUCAUGGCGACUCUAAGCAACGGAUCCUCCUCCGCUCUACAGCUGAGCUACGGAGACGACAUCCGCCGUGCUCAGGGCCGAUAUUGGGAAUGCAUUCCUGGCGCCGAGUACUGCGCGACGCACCCCACGAAUAUCCCCGAUUUGGACGCCUUCAUAGAAAGCAGCAUGACUAGCCACGCCGGCUUGAAGCUCCCCUCCGAAAGCGUCAGCCCUGGCGAUCGAAAUCCCUCCAGCCCGUUCGGUCGGCUGCCGUUCGAGAUCAUUGAGCGCAUCUGUCUGUACCUGCCGGGUGAAUCCCUGAAGGCCUUGACGCAGGCCUCAUUGAGUAUUCAACUGCUCACGCAGGAUAACUUCUUCUGGAAACAAUUUAUGGAAUGGGAUAUGCCUUGGUUCUGGGAAUUACACACGAGUCAAGCCCGGAAGAAAGCCCCGGAAGAUCUCAAUUAUAAGCGGCUAUACUUGUGGCUGGAUAGUAUGACGACGCCUCGGUACGGCAUGGACGAUCUGAGCGUCAUUGGCGUCGCGAACCGCCGACGUAUCUGGGGUGUCUGUGAGCAGCUGGCGCCGCAGUAUUACAAGGGAUUGCACCAGACACCUGGUGAACUGCCCCAGUGGGGGGCCGUAUGUUGACGGGGGAACUCCGCCAGGUGAAUACCACAUGACCUCGGGAGCAUGAAUAAUCAUCCUAACGAGUUGUCCAUCCAUCAAAGUUUUCCCAACGAGAUUGGCUCUUUCGCGGCGGACCAGGCUUGCAUGCUUUUCCGGUGUGCUAUGCAGAUACUUCUUUUGAUUUGGUCCGGAAAUGAACUUCAUAUAUACCCCAACUUCUGCAUGAGCG